Camellia sinensis is the source of this 582-nucleotide messenger RNA. NCBI's taxonomy places the organism in Eukaryota, Viridiplantae, Streptophyta, Magnoliopsida, Ericales, Theaceae. The record is from RefSeq and is a predicted model, not a curated record.
AUGGAUUCUUUCGUGGGCAGCUAUGUCGAAAUCUGCAGCGACGAAGAUGGGUUUCUGGGUUCAUACUAUGCAGCCAAGGUCAUCUCCAGAGUGGGAAAAUCAAAGUUCAUGGUAGAGUACUCAACAUUGCUAUCUGAUAACCAGAAAGGGCCAUUGAAGGAGGUGAUUGCAGCUUCGAAUGUGAGGCCUGUGCCUCCACAGAUUAGGGUUUUGAGCUUCAAUGUGCUGGACAAGGUGGAUGCGUAUGAUCUAGAUGGGUGGUGGGUUGGGAGAGUUACUGGGAGGAAAAGUGAUGGAAAGUACAGUGUGUACUUUGAUUGUUCAGGGGAUGAGUUUGAUUACCCAGUCUCUGCUUUGAGGCUUCAUCAGGAGUUUGAGAAUGGCCAAUGGGUGCUUUCUCAGCACAAGAUGGCUUUAGAUCCGAGGAUCAUCAACAACAACACAACUAUACACCAGAGAAAUGAAGAGGCGGUAGUGGAAUGGCAGAGGCGGUCGUGGAGCAACGAUGAGAGAGGGAGGGGAGAGGAGCUACGAUCGACUCUCGUCGUCAAAUGGCGGAGGCGAUGGUGGAGCAGCGAGUGA